Hibiscus syriacus is the source of this 453-nucleotide messenger RNA. RefSeq lists its product as uncharacterized. The transcript has a single exon. The record is from RefSeq and is a predicted model, not a curated record. The coding region runs from base 1 to 453 and encodes 150 amino acids. Lineage: Eukaryota; Viridiplantae; Streptophyta; Magnoliopsida; Malvales; Malvaceae.
AUGGCAAUACUUGACAGAUUGCCUACAAAAGAUAGACUUGCUCGGUUUGGUAUAGUGACUGACAAUGUUUGUGGUUUAUGUGGUACUGGGAUGGAAUCUCGUAACCACCUCUUCUUGGAAUGCUCCUAUUCGAGGGAAGUAUGGGGUGCUGUUAUGCACUCUUGUGGGAUGCAACAGCAUGAGCAGAAUUGUUGGGAUGACACUCUUCGUUGGAUGAUCUUGAAUUUGAAGGGUAAGUCUCUCUUAGUUCAUGUUCUUAAAUUAGCUUGGACUGGUUUUGUUUACUUCAUAUGGGAAGAACGUAAUCAUAGGUUUUUUAAAGGAUUGAUUCGUUCGGCUGAUACAAUUGUAAAUGUUAUAAAGGAGGCUGUUAGAAUUAAGUUGUAUAGAUGUCGCAUGAAUAGGCUGGAUGAUGUAAAUAGACAGUUGUGCAUAGAUUGGGGGUUAAUCUAG